UAAAUCAUUUGAUAAAAUGUGUUGCUCACAGGUAUUCAUAAUACUGACUUUCGUGCUCGUUUUUCGUCUCCACACCAUCCAGUGUGUAUCGAGGAUUAAAUUCACCAAUCUGCAAUGCGUCGCGCUCGAUAAACCCUUUGCUGAUUUCGCCUACUGCAAGCUCAAGGCUUUAUCCCGUGAUAAGGUUGCGCUUUCGCUGCGCUUUAAGCUCCUUCAAGUGCCGGUGAAUAAUAUGAGCUUGAAUGUGGAAAGCUUCAAAAAAUAUAAUGGCUAUCGACCAUUCCUCGUAAAUGUCACCACGAAUUUUUGUGAUUUUAUGCGCCACAAAAAACGUAUCGCCUUUUUGGAUAUCAUGUUUCAAUUCUUAGAAAAAUAUUCAAAUAUCAAUCACACCUGCCCAUUUGAUCAUGAUAUCAUUGUGGAUAAACUGAUUUUAAUGCCAAAGUAUUUUAGCUUGCUGCCGGUGCCAGCUGGAGAAUAUCGCGUGAAGAUUGUAGUUGGUGCAUAUAAUGACUGGAAAGCGGUUGUCAAUGUAUUCGCGCAAAUUUGGGAAUGAU
Messenger RNA from Ceratitis capitata (Mediterranean fruit fly), 557 nucleotides. RefSeq lists its product as uncharacterized. Lineage: Eukaryota; Metazoa; Arthropoda; Insecta; Diptera; Tephritidae. The transcript is spliced from 3 exons. The record is from RefSeq and is a predicted model, not a curated record. The coding region runs from base 17 to 556 and encodes 179 amino acids.